Peromyscus leucopus (white-footed mouse) is the source of this 947-nucleotide messenger RNA. It is a transcript of the gene Fabp5, whose product is annotated as fatty acid binding protein 5. Gene Ontology annotation, biological process: fatty acid transport. Gene Ontology annotation, molecular function: fatty acid binding. Lineage: Eukaryota; Metazoa; Chordata; Mammalia; Rodentia; Cricetidae. The record is from RefSeq and is a predicted model, not a curated record. The transcript is spliced from 4 exons. The coding region runs from base 316 to 723 and encodes 135 amino acids. Gene Ontology annotation, cellular component: nucleus; cytosol.
UCACUGGGGGAGGAGUAGGGCGCGCCAGGCCAGUCUCGGCUUGCAGGAGCUGCGGGAGCUGCGCGGCCUCCCAGCCGGGCGGGCGCAGCUAGGGUGGCACCUUCAGACCCCCGGCACGGCCCGGGGCGCAUGGGGCCGGGGCGUGGCGAGGGGGCGUGGCCUGGGCGAGGCGCACCUCCUAUUGGCUGUCCGACACCUCCCCACACCAUGGCGAUAUAAGCCGCGGUGGCGCCCGGAGCCGCACAGCGCCCCCGCCACCGCGUCUCCCCGCUGCUGCUGCUGCUGCUUUCGUGCUCGCCCGCUCGCCCGCCCGCCAUGGCCAGCCUUAAGGACCUCGAGGGGAAGUGGCGCCUGACGGAAAGCCACGGCUUUGAGGAAUACAUGAAGGAGCUAGGGGUAGGACUGGCUCUUAGGAAAAUGGGUGCCAUGGCCAAACCAGACUGCAUCAUUACUUGUGACGGCAACAAUGUCACCGUCAAAACCGAGAGCACUUUGAAGACGACACAGUUUUCUUGUACCCUGGGAGAGAAGUUUGAUGAAACUACAGCCGAUGGCAGAAAAACUCAGACGGUCUGCAACUUCACAGACGGUGCCCUGGUUCAGCACCAGAGCUGGGAUGGGAAGGAAAGCACAAUAACAAGGAAGAUCAAGGACGGGAAGUUGGUGGUGGAUUGUGUCAUGAACAAUGUCACUUGUACUCGAGUCUAUGAGAAAGUGGAGUAAGGAUUUUGUCACCACCCUGGACAGGAGUUAGCUGCAAGAGUGAAUAAGCUCAGUUCAAUGAGCAGGUCAUAAAUAUCCAUACUACUUCUUUUCUUCAGUUUUAUUUUUCAUGACUGUGUUCGAUUGUCUUUAUCACCAACACUUUACGUGAAAGCCAUGUCAAAGUGUUGAUUUACCUAGGAUCUUUCCUUUGGUUAGUAAAUAAACGUGUUUGUGCUAAUUCA